AUGACACGUCUACCAGAGGAUUCAGAGUCGAGGGCCAACGCUGCCGGCAAUCGUCAAAUGAAAAUGGCUGAAAAAUCGAAUGCAAGCCAAAUGAGAAUUAAGAAAAAUAAGGAGCAAAAGAAGAAGAAGGACCCAAUCCAAACUUCAUCGGAUGUCGACACUUUAAACAGCAAAGAAUUCAACAAAGUUCUGAAUACUCGAAACUUGCUCGCUGACUUUGGAGCUGGUGAAAAGGAGAGUGAUUUCGAGAAGGCGUUGGACAGGCUGGAACAGUUCUUGGGCACCACUAAAGCGGAAUAUGAAGACGUCGAGAACCUCACGAACGUUCUUCUGAAGGAAAUGGAGAAGUUGACAGUUGGAAUUGAGAGUAUUGGCGAUGUUCUCGAUUCGGAAUCUGUUGCUUAG
Caenorhabditis briggsae is the source of this 405-nucleotide messenger RNA. The record is from RefSeq and is a predicted model, not a curated record. The transcript has 2 exons. Lineage: Eukaryota; Metazoa; Nematoda; Chromadorea; Rhabditida; Rhabditidae. The coding region runs from base 1 to 405 and encodes 134 amino acids.